AUGCAGCUCCCCGGUUCGUUAAGAGCACUCUGCUUUUGUCUUGGAUUAAACGCCCCCGACGAGGACCUCUCGGAGGAAGGCGAUACUAUCGUCGCGGACGAGAUGCAACCCUCUGAUGCUGCGAGAGGCGAUGUAGAUGGCGAAAUGAAACCCUCUGAGGAUACAAUUGCAGAAGAGGAGGACGCGGAAGUAAAGAAAGAGGAGGAUGACUUGUCCCUGUUAGACAGGGCUGCUUUGCAGAGAAGGGUGGAAGCUAUAGUUGAAAGGCUGUCAGGUUCAGUUCAUCCGGGGCCCAGGCGUCGAUCGUAUGCAGAGGCCUCCACUGGAGUGAAUGAGACUGAGAAGGCGAGUGAGAGGGUUGAGAAGGAAGCGAGUUCCAAGGAGCGGGAGAAGCCUUUCAAGGAACGGGAUGACUAUUACUACGUCACAGCCAACUCUGGCGGAGACCCAUACGAGUAA
This is a messenger RNA of Klebsormidium nitens, 459 nucleotides long. The record is from the annotation of a GenBank genome assembly. NCBI's taxonomy places the organism in Eukaryota, Viridiplantae, Streptophyta, Klebsormidiophyceae, Klebsormidiales, Klebsormidiaceae.